AUGUACUCUGUGAGAUCAGGUUUCUCUCAAACUGGGCUGACUGAUGUGAUGAUUAAAAGUGUCAACCCUAUAUGGGGACUGAAGAAAGUUCUGAUCUAUGGGGAUCUGUGUCAGGAAAGGAGGGCACUUGGAGAACCGUUGUCUCAGUUCAUGUUACUUCUCAGCCUGAUGAUAUUCUGUAAAAACUGUCUUAGCAACAGUGUCUCUCUAUCAUAAUAACUGGCUGGGCAACAAUCUCUCUCUCUCUCUCUCUCUCUCUCUCUAUCUCUCUCUCUCUCUCUCUCUCUUUGUCUGACUUCAGAUUGUUCCGAGGUCAAAUCUAUUCAGCUGUUCUAACAGUCAUAUAUCGAGCUAAAGAUGUUUACUGACUCCACAUAAAAGGAAAACGUAGAUUGCAGAUACACUAAUAUCUACCAUGUGAUUUAACUCUACAUGUUCCAAUGUCUUUUUUUCCCACACGUGCUCUGCGUUUGUGGGCAGCCUUUGAGAGAUAUGAAAAUGUGGAUUAUCACCGUAACCCGUUAGGCACAGUGCCACGAGCAUGAGCUCAUUCUUAUCUGUGAUACCUCAGCCGCUUUUUUCACGCAUGUUUUCCGUGACCACCCUUUCACGAGGACGAUGGCGUGGCAGGGGUGAAUCGCGAACAUUUGAUAACUGGCGUCCAAGAUGCUCACUACGAAGAUUUCAGCUCCUGGCUUUGGCUGAGACUGGGACGCUCUUUGUAAGACACUGAUUAUGGAAUAGUAAUCGCGCCAGUGUAAAAUACAUAGGGGGGAAAUAUAAGCUUAUAAACCUUAUGAUUUGCAUGUAGCUGUAGUCCGGGGUGCUUCGUUUAGCCUUACAUACCGACCUGACGAUGUGUAUGUUGGCUUAAGAUGCCUUGUGAUGAGUUCCGUUUCCAAAAGCGGCUACAGAUUUAGUGUACAUUUGUAAGCCAACCCGCUUUUCGUUCUUUCCCCUCCCUCUCCCACUCUGCUCGAGCUGCCGCUUGACUCGUGGUGUCAGUGGUACUACUGGGAGAGAUGCUUGGCAGUGCAGCAGAGAACGGGGGCAUCUUUCGGCACGAGAGCGUCUAAAUAAAAAACAUUUCUGGCAUCCUUAGAAGGCAGAAUUUGUAAUUGACCUGCCGUGAUAUGCAACACGUUUUUCGAUCUAGUAUAGGCUAUAUAGUUGACGGCUGAAGGAUUAUCUGGCGAUCUUGGGUUUUUUUUUAUUUUUCGUCUUCUUGUUUUUAGCACGCUUUCAAUCUCACGGUUUUUUUUUAUCCGUUUCUCAUAUUUAUCGACCGUUCAAACCGCCACCCUGAAGUUCAUCGUUGUUAUUCUGGCCGCCGGGAUGGUGGCUUUUGUUGGAGCUGUUAUCUGCAUCAUCGCUGCGGUCCACGGUGGCUCACCUGCAGCUACCUCGACCGCAGCGCAGCUGUCCGACAACCAGUCGCUGUCUCCGGGCGCAGGUGGACAGUCUACCCCCUCAAAAUCUGUAGCUAGGGCUGGACCGCUGAACGCUCUCCAUGGUGCUGAUACGAUCAGCAGAGAGAGGGUCAGCCCGGAGGCUCCCAUCUUCUAUGGUAUGACCGGAGUGGGAACCGGUGCCACCGGCAGUGAGCAGCAGGUAACCUACAGCAGACUCAUUUGUACCCCAGUUCCCCCCGGAGAGUGCAAAUCGAAAAACUUUCAAGCUGACGACCAGUCACUCUAUGCUGGCGAGGACUGGGGUUAUCUCCGCACGACGGCCGAGGAGCUCCGGCAGACAGUGCUACAACAAAAGGACGAAAUUAUCACAGACCAACGGACCAUACAGGAGCUAACGGGAAAGCUCUCGGAAUGCGAGAGUGGAAAGAAACGGAGCGGGAAAAAGGUAGAGAGGGACCGUCUUGAGAUGCAGGACGAUGCAAGAGCUUCGGCGUCGGUGCUGACGUCCCUCGUUAUGGAAGAGCUGGAGCAAGCCAUACUUCAGAUGAAAGACCGUAUUGAGAAAUUGGAGGCAGAAAUGACACCGCAGGCCCACAACCACACAGAGACUGGGGUGAAGGGCUCUGGAAAUGGCCCCAGUGCCAUCAAGGGCCAGGGGGCUGUGGUGCAGAGGAGAGUGGAUGAUCUGGAGGGGGAGCUGAAGAGAAAGAUGAAGCUUCUGGAAGAAGAGAGGAAGGCACUUCGCAAAGAGACAGAGAAACAUCAACAGCACAUUGACCAUGGACUGGACACUGUCCACCAGCGCAUUCACAGCCUUGAGCAAGGUCUGUCUGAGAACAGGUUCCCAGAGGGUUACAGGCUCUCUUUUCCUGUGAGGAGCAGCUCUAUGUAUGCUAUGGUGAAGCGAGCCAUCCCUACGCUCCACGCCUUCACCAUCUGUAUGUGGAUAAGACCUGCGCAGAGCAUCCUGGGAACCGGAGUCUCCUACGCCGUGCCAGAGCAAACUCAUGAGCUGGUGCUGCAGCAGCUGGUCCAUGGCCCCACUGAGCUCAUCAUCAAUAAUGAGGUGGUGCAGUUUCAUCUCAACCUGACAGUGGGUAUGUGGCAGCAUGUGUGCAUCAGCUGGAGCAGGAGAGGUGGAAUUUGGCAUGCUUACCUAGGAGCCAGACUAAAAGGUGAGGGGAGGGAACUGGCAACACGCCACUCCAUCCGGCCUGGAGGAACACUCGUCCUGGGCCAGGAACAGAGUUCAAUGGGUGGCCUUCGUUUUGAAGCAUCUCGUGCUCUGGUAGGCGAGCUCUCUCAGUUUAACAUGUGGGAUCGGCCGCUCACUCACACAGAGCUCUCCGCACUGGCACACUGCAGCACAAGUAUCCUGGGUAAUGUGGUCCCUUGGACCAGCCGUGAAGUGGAAGUGUUUGGAGGGGUCACCAAGCAGCCAGCUGAACGCUGCAUCCAUCAUGCUAGUGUGCGGCAGUGAGGGGUCAGCAGAUACUCACCCAAGGGUCAGCCUUACUCUGAGUGGUGUGUCUCAGUAUAGGUCAAGGUGAAAGCAAAUUGAUUUCUGAGACACUAGGACACUUAUCAUCAGACAUUAUUCCAUUUUGCCUGGAGUAAAAAUAUAAAGAAAUUUUGGGCUUUUAAUGUUUCCUUAUUUGGAAGGAUCCUCAGAGGCCUUCAAGAGAAAAGAGGGAUUUGUUUAAGCUUUGACAACUUGAAGGUUGACUUUGAUACACUGUCUAGUUUGAUACAGUGUCUAGUUAGUUUACUUUUCACAGAGUUGUCAGAAGUAAAUGUUCGAUGCCUGUGCUGCAUGGUGUGUUUUGUUCAUACUACUUUGAUCUUUUUUCAUCAAAGACUGAUAAGCUUUUCACACAAGCAGCUCGGAACAGUCUUAUAUCAGUUUGUCUACUUCUGUUCUUUUUGUCUUUAUAUAUAUAUAUAUAUAUAUAUAUAUAUAUGAAACGAAAUCUAUAUAUAAUUUAUUUAUUUAUGAUAUAUAAUUUAUUUAUUAUUUAGAUAUUUAUUUUUUUAUGUCUCCUGGUUUCUAUGGUGAUGUUGAAGAGAGGAAGGCUUACACAGAUUGGUCAGCCAAGUGUUGAGCAGUGAGAUAUUAGAUUUUUCCUCAUGUAAACAGAACUAAGACCUAUCAUGCUCUGGUUUGGUUUCCCUGAAAAGAGCUGUUCAGAAUACAGUUCUGCUGAGAAAGGAAAAAUAGAUUUAAAAGUCCGAAUGACCAGUAGGCUCUCCAAUUCAGAAAAGAACACAUUAAUGUUAAUACAGUGACCUCUUCUGUUUUUUGUGCCAUGACACAAAAUACUGUCAUUUUCCUCUUAAUCCAAAAUGUUACAGGCAUAGACCUCAGUAUAAGUAAAAAUCACAAACUACAACAUGACUUUCUAGAACUUUCCAUAUGUUGAUAAUGCAGUAUUUUUUGUUUGUUGUUCAUUAUUCAUUGUUGUUAAUAUCUAUACUUUUUAUUGUUGAUGAAUGUGGAAUAUACAUAUCAUCUUCUUAUAAAUCUAUUUCAAAGACUGAGAUACUGCAAAAAGUGUAUCAUACAAUAAAUAUUGUGUAUAUGUCAUAUGAAAUUGUAUCAUAUCUGAAGUCUCCUAUACUGUUAUAUCAAAAAUUCUGCGAUGCUUAAGUGACAUGGAUUGGAUCCUGUUGGGAUGUGUGGACUCAAGCAUGGGUUUGAGAUCAGAAUACGUCAGCAAGGAAUAGACUUAUGCUGACAAUGGUCAAACCUUUGGUCCAAACCAAUUGACAAUAACCAAAAGUGCUGGAAGGAUAUUGUUACAGUUUUGCACAUUUCGUGGGUGAUGUGAUAAUGGCAGUGCCAUGCAAUAGAACAGCAUGAGGGGAAAGAAAUUUGACAUUUAUCAGAAAUGGCCUGAGACUGGGGAUUAAACCCUUUAUUAUGACCAGUAUAUUCACUGAUUCUCUGUCCUGGAGAUCACUGAUGUCCAGUUCACACUCUGUGUUGUUGUUACUGUGAAGCCUGUUAUAUGUUCAGAGUUUGGAUUUACGUGGUCACUGUGCUGUCAUAUACUUGGUGUGUGCAUUAAAAAUAGCUCAUACAUAAAUAUAUAUAAAUAUAUAUUGGUUUGCUGGUUGUUCUGAAGGCUAUGAAACUUUUAGUAGCAAGAAUGUGUUUGAAUUGAAGCUUUCUCUCUUUGCCUGGUCAUUUUUUUCUGUACUCUAUUUUGGAGCUUGUUUGCUUUUUCUAAAUUGAUCUCUAAUCUAGUCUUGCAUUCUUGUGUUUUGUCACUGUGUAUACCUGACUGGGAGACCAAAUGUGCAAACUCUUAAGUACACUAUGAGGAAUAAAAUUUACUUAGUAACUGA
Molecule: messenger RNA, 4760 nt
Organism: Electrophorus electricus (electric eel)
Lineage: Eukaryota; Metazoa; Chordata; Actinopteri; Gymnotiformes; Gymnotidae
Gene: nptxra
Product: neuronal pentraxin receptor a
Source: RefSeq, a predicted model, not a curated record